AUGUCUUUGUUACGAAAUUUUCUACCCCGAGAUUCAACUGAGUUCGAUGGGUCAACCGUUUUUAAUUUUCGACAGCGUGACCUCUUUCCUAGAUGCAACAUUCAAGAGGACGACAACUGCUAUAGAAUUGAAGCUGACUUCCCUGGCGUCGAUAAAAAAAAUAUCCAUUUGGAAUUAAAAAAUAAUGUAUUAACACUUUCAGCUAAACAGGAAAUUAGUAAUGAAGAUACUGAAGAGAAGGGUAUUACUUGGCACAGAAGAGAAAGAUUUAGCGGGACAUACAAUCGAAGUUUUCAUUUGCCCGAAAAUGUCAAGGAAGAAGACAUAUUUGCUAACUACGAUCACGGAGUUUUGAUGAUAAAGAUUGCCAAAAGUAAACCCGAGUCUCCUAAAGCACGUAAAAUUAAUAUAGAUUAA
This is a messenger RNA of Zophobas morio, 417 nucleotides long. RefSeq lists its product as uncharacterized. Lineage: Eukaryota; Metazoa; Arthropoda; Insecta; Coleoptera; Tenebrionidae. Gene Ontology annotation, biological process: protein folding; protein complex oligomerization; response to salt stress. Bases 1 to 417 code for a protein of 138 amino acids. The record is from RefSeq and is a predicted model, not a curated record. The transcript has a single exon.